AUGGAAGAAGUUAAACAACGAAAAAAAAUUUUAAUUGCAGAAAAUUUAAAAGAUACUAAGGAAAAAAGAAUUUUAAAAAAAUUUGAAGAAAUAAAAUCAAAAUGGGAUAAGCAGAGUAAAAUAAUAAAAGAAAAAACAAAGAAAAAAGAAACUUUAGCAGAUCAAGGAGAAAAAUAUAGAGAAAAAAACGAAUUGAAUGUUUUGAUUGACUAUUUAAAUAAAGAAGAAAAGAAAAAAAGUAAUUGGUUAGAAAAUUUAAGAUAUGGAUGUGAAAAAAUAAAAUUCAAAGAAUCCAUUAAAAAAAUAGACUUGAAUAACAAAAUAUCUAAUAAUAAUAAAAAGUUAUUUAAUAAAAUAUUUGAAAAAAAUGAAGAAAAAGAAGAAUUAAAUGAAGAAAAUUAUAAUAAAAAUAAGGAUAUGAAGAAAGAACAAUAUGAAGGAAUAAUUAUUGAAAAAAUUAAAAAUAAUUUAGAAUUCGUUUUAUCAAAUUUUGCGUUACCAUUAGAUAAUAGUUUCCUUAUCAAAGGAGAUAAGAUAGAUAUAAAUGAGUUCCACAAAGAAAAUAAUAUUCAAAUAAAUGAUGAAAAAGAUUUAAUAAAUAACGAAUUAAAAUAUGAAAAAGAAAUAACAUAUAGCAAGUGUGAUAAUUUAAAUAAUAGUAAUAUUGAUAAUAAAUCAAAUGAAGAAGAAUACUUAAAAAUAAGUAGUUCUUUUUUAGAAGUUAAAAAUAAUGGGAAGGAAAUUAUUAACAAAUAUAUUAUUUUAACAAAUUGUUCUUCAAGUGUAAUUAUUUAUCAAAUUACUUCUAAAAAAAAGAUAAAAUUAAAAAAUGAAGUUAUACAUUUAAAAGAUGCUAUAUAUUUUGAUAAUGAUAAAAACUAUAUUGUUUUUAUAUCUCCAAAUAUCGGAUAUAUAAAACCUAAAGAAAAAAUAAAAAUAAAUUUUACUUUCAUUUUUAAUUAUUUUGUAAAUAGUUUUGGUUGUUUCACUAUAAAAUACUUAUAUAAUAAUAAAAUUUUCAAAAAAUAUAUUUUCCUUAAUGUUGAUUCUUUUUAUAAUUUAAUUGAAUUAAAAAAAAAAAAUAAAAAGAAAAAAAAAAUGGAAAUUGAAAAUUACAAUUUGUGUGGAACAAAUUCAAAAAGUCAAAUAGAGAAUUUAGAUAUAAGAAAAUUAUGUAAAGCUAUCAAUUUUAUAAAUUUUAAUUAUUAUUUAAAUAUAAAUGAAAAAAAUAUUAUUUAUUUUUUUAAAAUAAUAGAAGAAAUGAAUUACAAUUUUUUUAUAAAAUUAAAACGUCUUAUAAGAGAAGAAAUAUCUGAUUAUACAAAUAAUAAUGGUAAUAAUAAUUAUAAAAAUAACAAAUAUAAUGAUAAUAAUAAUUAUGAAAUAAAAAAUAAAUGUAAUAAUAAUUUUAAACAAAAUAAUAUUAGCAACUUAAUAGAAUCUGAAAAAAACAUCUAUGAUGAUAAUAUUUUUUUUCAGAGCAAAUCUGAAAUAACUUUUUCCAGUGAGAAAUGUGAUUGUUUCAAGAAAAUCGACAAACAUUAUAUUUUAAAAAAUUGUUUAAAGAGUUUUUUUAAUUAUAUGAAAUUUAAAUUAUCUUGUUUUUUUAAUAUUUAUUCAUUAUCGUAUGAUUUGAAUUUUUUUAAAAGUCAUUUUCUUGUGACAAGAUCAACUUUUAUUUUCAAUAAUUUAAAUUUAAAUACACUUAUAAAUGAUUUGAAGGAAAAUUAUAAUAAACAUAAUGAGAAAAAAUUAGAAAUAUAUGAUAAAGAUGACUUUAAAAAUUAUAAUAAAUCUACACUUGAAAGUAUUUAUAAUUUCUUCAUUAGCACAUAUGAAAAAAUUAAUUAUAAAAAGGAAAAUUUUUUUUGUUUAUUUACUUUUAAUAUAUAUGAAUAUGUAAUAGAAUUAAUAAAUUCUUAUAAAAAUUUUAAAAAAAAUUAUAAAUUUAAUAAAAAUGUUAUGUUCAUAAAGAACGAAAUUUAUAACAAACAAAUAUCUCAAUAUUUAAAAGAUAAUGAUAGCAAUCAUAAAAAAAAUAAAGUGAGUAAAACAGAAGAAAAAGAAUUUCGUGAUUUUCUGAAUAAAAUAAGUUAUAAUUAUCAUAUCAAUAUAAUGCAUACACUUCCUAAUAUAAUUAUUAAUAAUUAUCUUAAUUUUUUUAUAAAUUUCAUAUAUUUACAAAAUAAAUUAAAUAUUUCUCCAACUUUUUAUUUUUUUUAUUAUUUUCAAAUUGUGAAUUAUAUUCAGAAUUUAUAUAUAAAAAGAAAUACAUUUUAUAAAUGUACAGAAGAAAAUGUUUUUAUUGAUAUAAAUAAUCAAUUGCUAUGUGAAAUUUUUACAUAUAUAUAUACUCUAUACAAAAAUAAAGAAAAUAACAAUAAAAUUAAUGAAAUAAAAGAAGUUGUUUUUUUUUUAUUUUCUUCAAUUUUUAUAUAUGUAAGACAAAAUAUAAAAAAUUUAUAUAUUUUUUUUGAUAUUCAUCUUUUUUACAAUCAUAUAAAUAAAGAGAAAAAUAACCUAUUUGAAGAAGAAUUUUAUGAAAAUGUUUUUUUUCAAUUUUUUUUUCCUUAUUUAAGAAAUUUUAUUUCACAAAUUUCGAGUUUAAAGUAUGAAUUACACUUCUUAAAAAAUUCUGAUGAUAUAUUACAAUUUUGUGAAAAUUAUUUCUGUGAUGAAAAAUAUAAAAAAGAAGAAAAAGGGAAUGAAGAAAUAGAUAAAAAUAGUGUAAAUGAAAAAGUUGAAAUAAAUACAGACAAUUUUAAUAAUGUAGAUUCAGUUAAAAACAUAAAUUUAAAUAAUCUAAAAGAAGAAAAAAUUAAUUUUAUUAAUAAUUUUCAUAUUGACAUUGAAUAUAGUGAUAUUUUUGAAAAAAAUAAUGAUAAAAUUUUUAAAAAAAUGAACAUUAUUAAUAAAAAUAUGGAUGGUCAUAUAUUUUUUAUUUUCGAUAAAAAGUUGUUUUCCAAAACAGUUUAUGAAUACUAUUUUGAAAACUUAAAAAAAAAAGUAGAGUUAAAUUUAUUAUAUUUGAAGAAUAUAUAUAGCAAUAAAAUAAAAAUAUGUGAAGAAGAGAAAGGUGAAAAUAGUGUCACUAAUUUAGUAAUAAAUGAAGAAAAAAUUAAAAAAAAAAAAAAAAUAAAAGGAAAAGAAAAAGAAAAAGAAAAAGAAACUACUAACGAGAACGAAUAUGAUAACAAAGAACCAAAUUCAGAAGAAGAAAAAAAAAAAAGAGAAAGGGAAAAAAAAAAAAAAAAAAAAAAAAAAAAAAAAAAAAAAAAAAAAAAUUUAGAAAAGGAUAAUGAUAAUAAUUUACAUGUUAUACGUAAAAAUGAAGAACAAAAAAUACAAAAAGAUAUAAAAGAAGAAAAUAAAGAAUUUAUCAAUUAUUAUUUUAUAAAAAUAUUUGAAAUUUUAAAUGUGAGUACAUAUAUUUUAGAUAAUAAAAAGAUUAUUAGUAAUAUAAUAAACCUCAAAUUUUCCAAAAACGUAAAUAUAAAAGUAGGACCCAUUUUAAAUAAAGAAAUAUAUUUUAUUUUAUUUAUAUGUAAUUUAAUAUCAGUUGAACACUUAAAUCAUUUAUAUAAAAAUUUUAAAAAUUCAAAUUAUUACCUAUUUAGUGAUUAUAUUGAAUAUAAUAGAAAAACUAUUAUAAUUCUAUUUAAAGAAAUUCUCCAAUAUUUUAAUCUUGAAAACAAUAUGAAUAAGAAUAAUUUUUUAAUGAAGAUUCCUCUUGACACAAAUUUUGAUUUCUUAUUUAUUCAUUUAAAUAAUUUAAAAGGAGACAAAAAAAAAAAUAUGGAAGAAAAAGAUGAUGAAAAGAAAAAUGAAGAAGAAAAUUAUGAUGAAAAGAAAAAUGAAGAAGAAAAUUAUGAUGAAAAGAAAAAGGAAGAAGAAAAAGAUGAUGAAAAGAAAAAUGAAGAAGAAAAUUAUGAUAAAGAAAAAAUUUCUUUAGAAGAAGAUGAUGAAGAAAGCUGGAUUACAGGAUUUAACAGAAUAAAUUUAAAAGAAAAAAAGGAAGAAUAUAUGCAAAUUUUAAAAAAUAAUGUAAAAAGAGAAGAAAUGAAAUACAUUUGUAUCAUUUCACCAAAUAUAAAAAAUUUUUCUUUAAAUUUUUCAAAUAUGAAAGAAAUUAUUGAAUGGAUAAAACUACUGAACCUAAUAAUAUUUUUCAAUAUUUCUGACGUUUAUAUAUAUGGUGAUUUAUUUUUUUUAUUUUUGUUUUUUAUAUAUGAUAACCAUAUAAUAAAAGGAAAAAAAUGUAAGAGCAUAAAUGGUACUUAUAUUAAAUUAGAAACGAAUAAAAAUAUUAAGAGAAAAAAAUAUUAUGAAGAAAUAGAAAAUAUAUGUAAUUCAAAUAAUAAUGAUGAUAUUUAUUUACAAAUUUUAGAUAUACAACACUUUCCUCAUAAUUUAUUAUUACUAUUAAAGAUUAGUAUAUUUAAUAUUAUUAAUUUAUAUAAAAAAUAUAAAAUAAAUAUGCAUUUUCCUUUUGAUAUAUUUAUUAAAUCAAAAAAAAUUAUAAAUGAUUCUUCAUAUUCCUUAUACUGUUUAUUACCUUAUAAAAACUAUGCAUCGAUGAUAAAUGCAGCCAAAAAAAAUUUUCAUAAUAAGUAUAAAAAUAAAAUGAGUAAAACGAAUUUUUUUGAAAAUAAAAAUCAGAGACAUUAUGUAAACUCCUGGAAAAAAAUAUAUUUAAAUGAAAAAGAAAAUGAAGAAGCAUAUUUAAUUAAAAAUAAUUUUGACGUUAAAAAAGAGAAAAAAGAAAAGGAAGAUUAUUACAAAAAAAAUAUUGAACAAAUUGAUGAAAACUUUGAAAUUACUUCAUUAUCAGAAAAAUUCACAAAAAAAGAAAAUAACUUAAAAAAUGAUCUAAUUAUAAAUAUAUGCUUAUUAAAUAUAGGAAAACUAACUGUAAAUAACAUCUUAAUAAAUAUAAAAAAAGAAAAUAAAAUAUUAUGGUUAUGUGGGUCUUUUGAAAAAUAUAUAAAAGAAAAUUGUGAAAAUAGUUUAAAAAUACUUGAAUAUUUUUUAAAUUAUUCUUCAAAUGAUGAUAAUAUAAUACAUGUAAAUAAUUUGAUUAUAUUAAAUAAAAAGAUUUAUUCUUUAUAUUAUUAUCAUAUAUCAAAAAAAAUAAACAUAACAUUUUUAUUUAACAAUUAUAAAUUUUUAAUAAAAUUAUUUGAUAGAAAAUAUUCCAAAAGUGAUAUGUUAUCUUUAAUUAUUUGA
This is a messenger RNA of Plasmodium gallinaceum, 5226 nucleotides long. Its product is annotated as conserved Plasmodium protein, unknown function. The transcript has 3 exons. The coding region runs from base 1 to 5226 and encodes 1741 amino acids. The record is from RefSeq and is a predicted model, not a curated record. Lineage: Eukaryota; Apicomplexa; Aconoidasida; Haemosporida; Plasmodiidae.